Messenger RNA from Aaosphaeria arxii CBS 175.79, 1855 nucleotides. RefSeq lists its product as uncharacterized. NCBI's taxonomy places the organism in Eukaryota, Fungi, Ascomycota, Dothideomycetes, Pleosporales. The record is from RefSeq and is a predicted model, not a curated record. The transcript has 4 exons. Gene Ontology annotation, cellular component: mitochondrion. Gene Ontology annotation, molecular function: FAD binding; catalytic activity. Bases 52 to 1722 code for a protein of 556 amino acids.
GCCACCAAUUGUGCAAAGCGGAAAAUAAUCAUUUCUGGACAUAUUCUCACAAUGGCCGUGCCUUCAAGAUUUGUAGCUCCAAUGCGACGAGCAUCGGCUGUUGCUCGCCUCUCGUCACCUCUGCGACAUUGCAGACCUGGAUUCCAGGCUCGAUGGACCGGAAAUACGUCAGCGACAUCAGAACCUCACCAACAAGACGCCAAAGGCACAGUGAAGGGAGGUGCAGCACCUGCGAAGACUGUUAAAUUUACUUCAGACUCUUACCCUGAAAUUCAAAGAGAUUCGAAAUUCGCUAAGAUCACCCAAGAGCAUGUUGAUCACUUCAAAGGAAUCCUAGGAUCAGAAUCUGCUGUGAUCGAUGGCGUGUCACAGGAUGCUACUGAUGAUAUUGAACCCUUCAACAGCGACUGGAUGCGUAAAUUUCGUGGACAUGCCAAGCUUGUCCUCAAGCCCUCGACUACGGAAGAGGUCAGCAAAAUCUUGAAAUAUUGCAAUGACAACAUGCUUGCUGUUGUGCCCCAAGGUGGAAACACCGGUCUUGUUGGAGGCUCAGUUCCUGUUUUUGAUGAGAUCGUCAUCAACCUUUCCAAAAUGAACCAAAUCAGGUCCUUCGACGAGGUUUCUGGCAUCCUUGUCGCUGAUGCUGGUGUUAUCCUGGAGGUUGCCGACAAUUUCCUUGCCGAAAAGGGAAGCAUUUUCCCCUUGGAUCUUGGUGCUAAGGGUUCUUGCCAGAUUGGAGGCAAUGUCGCGACCAACGCUGGUGGUCUUCGCUUGCUUCGUUAUGGCAGUCUUCACGGAAAUGUCCUAGGCAUUGAAGCAGUUUUACCUGACGGAACGAUUGUUGAUGAUCUUUCCAAGCUCAGGAAAAACAACACUGGAUACGAUCUUAAGCAUCUGUUCAUCGGCGGAGAAGGCACGAUUGGAAUCAUUACGGGUAUCUCUAUCAUCUGCCCACAGAGGUCACCCGCUGUCAACGUCGCCUACUUCGGUCUGGAGAGUUUUGAACAAGCUCAGAAGGCAUUCACAGAAGCUAAGAGCCAUCUUUCUGAGAUUCUCUCAGCUUUUGAGAUGAUGGACGGGCGCACCCAGAAGAUCAUCCAGAAGGUAGCUGGCACAAAACUGCCACUGGAAGGCGACUAUCCUUUCUACUGCCUAAUCGAAACCAGCGGAUCAAACGCUGAUCACGAUAGCGAGAAAUUGCAAAAUUUCCUUGAACACGUCAUGGAAACCGAAAUCGUACAAGACGGUGUUCUUGCGCAGGAUCAGACGCAGAUCCAAGAGCUUUGGGCAUGCAGAGAAGGCAUUACUGAGUGUCUCGGCCAUUGGGGCGGCGUCUACAAGUACGAUCUCUCGAUACCUAUUUCACGCAUGUACGAUUUGGUCAAUGAUGUGCGAGACCGCUUCACCGAGGCAGGCCUCCUUGGUGAUGACGAGUCGUUCCCUGUCGUUGAUGUCGUAGGUUAUGGACACAUGGGUGAUUCCAACCUUCAUCUCAACGUGCCCGUGCGAAGGUUUGACAAGAAGGUCGAGAAGAUGAUAGAGCCGUACGUGUACGAGUGGGUUGCAAACGAAAAGGGCAGCAUCAGUGCGGAACACGGAUUGGGUGUUACGAAGCGCCCUUAUGUUGGAUACAGCAAGAGCGAAACUAUGAUCAGGCUCAUGAAGCAGAUCAAGGACUCGUUCGACCCUAACGGAAUCAUGAACCCAUACAAAUAUCUAUAGUCCUUCCCACCAAGCAGGAAACAUAUACAGAAAAUAUAGUUGGAGAAACUACGUUGAUUAGUUGUAAAUUACCCGGUACGCGUCCAAAAGUCGCUACCAACACAUAUUUCUAUCAUCUUCAAGAGCCUAUCUU